AUAUACACAUAUAUGAACCAACACAACUCAUUGAAAUAAACAGACGGGACACCAUACAAAAGGGAAGGCCUAGCCUCAAGUCAUCAUCAACGCCAAUGCCGUCGAGUCCGUCCAGAAUGGACGAGGGAAAAUUCAAAGAGGCAAUCGAUGUGCAUCAGAAGGCCCUGGAUGACAUGGUGAACGUUAACUCCCUCUUCACGAUGGCCGUCUUCGUGGGGCUGACGUUUUCCGGGAACCUCAGCCUGGAGGGCCGCUCCCAUUGCAAGGUCCCAGAGGACAAAGCUCGGAGCCUCCUCGUAUACGAGGUUAUCUCCUUCGCCAGCUACCUCUUCUCCAGCCUCGUAGCCAAGGCCUUGAAGAUGCACCUGAACACAUACCUCUUCAGCGAUUUCGAGCUCAAUCAAAUCCACAGAUUUUGGAGGAAGAUCAUCCGGAUCUCGUUGCUCUGCCUCUCCGCCUGGUCCUCCAUCUUUGGCUGCAUCUUCCUCACUAUGUCCAUGGUGGACGUGGUUGAGAUCCGCCUUGGGAGGAUGUCGUGCGGUCACGACUCGAUGCGGGCUGCUGGUGGGCUCAUUGCGAUCGUCGCCCUCGCCCUUACAAUCUACAUUCCAGCUACAAUGCACUCCAUCUUCUUGACAGCAAAACGGUUCGAUCCCUGAAAUCAUGUCCAAUCUCUCUCGUCAUUUUCCCUCCCAAGAGGGGGAUCAGUUUUUUCAAGGAUUUCUCAUUGAUGGGAUCGAAUGUUUGUUUUAGAGAUCAAGAAUAAAUCAUGGACUAAGAUGUUAUGUCGGGCUUUAUUUGAUAUUUUUCUUCCUUGAUCGAUAAUGGGUGCAAAAUAGAGACUUGUGAUGAAUGAAGUGAAAAAUAAAUGGCCAUUUCUGUU
This is a messenger RNA of Punica granatum (pomegranate), 883 nucleotides long. The record is from RefSeq and is a predicted model, not a curated record. Lineage: Eukaryota; Viridiplantae; Streptophyta; Magnoliopsida; Myrtales; Lythraceae.